CUUUCCUUGAGCUGCUGUGUGCUUAUCAUUACCCUCUGCUUAUCAGCAAACUGUCAGUUACACAAGAGCCCUCAGAGUGGUAUGGUAACGGGCGAAGAUUAGACAUAAGUGCGGGUUCGCCUGUAACGGAAGCAGAUGGCCUUGAGUGUUGCAGACAGAGCCAUCGGGGCCAUUAUCGGGGCAGCAGUGGCAGAUGCAGCAGCCCAGCCCAUGCAUUGGAUCUACAACCCGGACAAACUGAAAGAAGUGCUCUCGGAUCUGGAGCCCUGUCCAGAGUUUCGGCCUCAGUCAGCGAACCCUUUCUACCGCAGGACAACAGGCGAGCAGACCUGCUAUGGAGACCAGGCAUACGUCCUGCUGGAGUCACUGAGUCAGUGUGGAGAUAUUAAUGUGGAAGACUUGACCAGGCGCUUUUAUGAAUUUUUUGGGCCGGGAACAGUCUAUGAUCUGCCUCUGAACGAUCCAUACAGAAAGAAAGGAGGCCCUAAAGCAGUUCUCCCCAUCGAUGGCCCAUGGAGGAAUGCGAGCCUGAAGGCUUUCAUCAGAAAUGUCGAUGCUGGCAAAGAAGAAACUGGUUGUGAUGUGGACUGUCAGAUAGAUGGUAUAACUAAAAUCGCUCCAGUGGUGGCUAUGUAUGCUGGGCGGCCUGAGAUGCUGGAGAAAGUGGAAAAAGCCACACGCGUGACCCAGAAUAAUGACCUGUGUGUGGCUGUGACGCUGGCUGCAGCGAGGUUUUUGGAGCAUUUCAUUCUCAAUGGUCCAGAUCCCAGUGCUCUGGGUGCAGUUCUGGCUCAGCUGAAUGACCCCAAUAGACAGAGCCCUCAGGAGCUGGACAGAGCUGUCAUUGCUCAUAUCAGCCAGGUGAAGGACAGCCUCACCAAGACAUCCCAGCAGCUCAUACCUGAGGUGUUCACAAACACAUGAGCUUUGCCCGGUGCAUUCCAGGGAGCGCUUCAUGGAGUCCUGACGUUGAACCAGCUGGAUGAAGCAGUCAGGGACACCAUGCGCCGCGGGGGAUGCACCGCCAGCCGAGCCUCCUUCAUUGGAGCCUGUUUUGGUGCACAGACCGGUCUCCAGGGAAUCCCAGAGUCUUGGAGGAAGAGGACAUUCAGAUACCCUCUGCUGUUGGAGCUAGCUGAAAAAGUGGUCAAAAAAAUUUAAUUGUUCCCCUAAAUUCAUCAUUUAGGUAUUCAGUAUUUAGGGAGCGUGGAUGAUAGCAUUUUAAGAGACUUUCUCAGGUUACAGAUGUACUUUGGCACAGCAAUCCAUGACAGUUGCAUUCUAAAGUCUUGUGCUGAAUGAAACUCGAAUCUAUCUUCUCUGUCAAAUCUGCAUCAUGUAAACAUUAAAGUUUUGUGCAACUUUUUCUCAAAUAAAAAUACUCUUGUGUUACUAA
This is a messenger RNA of Archocentrus centrarchus (flier cichlid), 1396 nucleotides long. RefSeq names its product crystallin J1A-like. The record is from RefSeq and is a predicted model, not a curated record. The transcript is spliced from 10 exons. NCBI's taxonomy places the organism in Eukaryota, Metazoa, Chordata, Actinopteri, Cichliformes, Cichlidae.